UGUAGCAAUCAGGCUCCGCUUCCCGGCGCUCUAACUGCCAGGCGCCGCCGCUCGAGGCGUCCCAACGGCCAGGCCCCGCCCCCACGUGCGUACGCGGCCCCGCCGAGCCGUGCGGACGCCCGCGUAAUCCCAGGCUGAGGUGGCCGCGACUCCGCCAACAUGGAGUUUUCGCAGAUACCGGAACUCAUGGGGCUGUCGCUGUUGCUUGGGCUGCUGGCCCUGAUGGCGACUGCGGCGGUAGCGCGCGGGUGGCUGCGCGCGGAGGACAGGAGCGGCCGGCCCGCCUGCCAAAAAGCAAAUGGAUUUCCAUCUGACAAAUCCUCAGGAUCCAAGAAGCAGAAACAGCAACAGCGGAUUCGCAAGGAGAAGCCUCAACAACACAACUUCACCCACCGCCUCCUGGCUGCAGCGCUGAAGAGCCACAGCGGGAACAUAUCUUGCAUGGACUUUAGCAGCAAUGGCAAAUACCUGGCCACCUGUGCAGAUGAUCGCACCGUCCGCAUCUGGAGCACCAAGGACUUCCUACAGCGGGAGCACCGCAGCAUGAGAGCCAAUGUGGAACUGGACCACGCCACCCUGGUGCGCUUCAGCCCUGACUGCAGAGCCUUCAUCGUCUGGCUGGCCAACGGGGACACCCUCCGUGUCUUCAAGAUGACCAAGCGGGAGGAUGGGGGCUACACCUUCACAGCCACCCCAGAGGAUUUCCCUAAAAAGCACAAGGCGCCUGUCAUCGACAUUGGCAUUGCUGACACAGGGAAGUUCAUCAUGACUGCCUCCAGUGACACCACUGUCCUCAUCUGGAGCCUGAAGGGUCAGGUGCUAUCUACCAUCAACACCAACCAGAUGAACAACACACAUGCUGCUGUAUCCCCCUGUGGCAGAUUUGUGGCCUCGUGUGGCUUCACUCCAGAUGUGAAGGUUUGGGAAGUCUGCUUUGGAAAGAAGGGGGAGUUCCAGGAGGUGGUGCGAGCCUUUGAACUAAAGGGCCACUCUGCGGCUGUGCUCUCGUUUGCCUUCUCCAACGACUCGCGGAGGAUGGCCUCUGUCUCCAAGGAUGGUACAUGGAAACUGUGGGAUACAGAUGUGGAAUACAAGAAGCAGCAGGACCCCUACUUACUGAGGACAGGCCGCUUUGAAGAGGCGGCGGGCGCCGCACUGUGCCGCCUGGCCCUCUCCCCUGACGCCCAGGUCUUGGCCUUGGCCAGUGGCAGCAGUAUUCAUCUCUACAAUACCCGGCGGGGCGAGAAGGAGGAGUGCUUUGAGCGGGUCCAUGGCGAGUGUAUCGCUGACUUGUCCUUUGACAUCACUGGCCGCUUUCUGGCCUCCUGUGGGGACCGGGCAGUGCGGCUCUUUCACAACACUCCUGGCCACCGGGCUGUGGUGGAGGAGAUGCAGGGCCUCCUGAAGCGGGCCUCCAAUGACAGCACCCGCCAGAGGCUGCAGCAGCAGCUAACCCAGGCCCAAGAGGCCCUGAAGAGCCUGGGUGUCCUCAAGAAGUGACUGGGAGGGCCUGGUGCAGAGGAUUGAGCAGGAGGGAUCUGGCCACCUGCUCCCACGCUGCUGCCACCUUUCUUCCCAGGUGGAAGCCUUUUGGAAGGGGUCUCCUGGCUUUCCCACUGGUGGCCUUUUUCCUGUUGAAACUACUCUUGCCUACUUAGAUCUCUCUCUCUUUUCUUGCUGGCUGUGACUCCUCCCCAACUAGUGACCAAGGUGCUUUUCUUCCUCUCAGGCCCAGUGGGUGGAAUCCAUCCCUCCCCUGUGCGGAGGACAGUGGUAGAGAAGAGAGAGAGAGAACAUGAUUUUUGGCUUUGUGGCAGCACUUCCUCACACCCAAAGAAGUUUGAAAUGUUUCAGAACAACCUAGGAACACCUGAGUACUAAGCAGCAGUUUUGCAAGGAUGGGAGACUGGGAUAGCUUCCUGUCACAGAACUGUGCUGUGGGGUCGGGGAAGGCUGAUCUCCAUUGAGUCAAGGCUCCUAACUCCAUCAAAAAGACACUAAGGGAUUUCAUUCUGGGCCUCAGUUCUGUUUGUAAGAUGGAGAAUAAUCCUGUCUGUGACCUGCUUGCAAAGAUGAUAUGAGGCUUAGAGAGUGUAAAGUCGCUAGGUCUAGAAGAAAAGUGGAAAAGAGUAAUACUAUCGUCCAAUGUCAUUAAAGUGGUAAAAAUGGGAACCAGUGUGCUUUGAAACCAAAUUAGACACACAUUCCUUGGGAAGGCAAAGUUUCCUGGGACUUGAUCGUACAUUUUAUAUGGUUGGGGCUCAUCUCUUUGGGAGAUGAUAUCCUGUCAGAAGACCUCUUUUCAGUUCGUCAGAUAUUUGAGUGCCUACUCUGCCCAAAUAAAUAUGUCCUGGGGAUUAAAUAUGAAGAAGACAUGGUUUCUGCCAUCAAAGAUGACUGGUGGGAGAGAGAGAUACAGACACAUGUAUUAAGUGCUUUCUGUUAGUUUAUUCAUAGCUACUGUUGUAAACGUCAAGGCAAGAGAGAGGACCAGAGCAAGACAGAGGCAGUGGGUAUUGAAGUUGAAGGGGUACAUUUGAUAAGAGAUUCGAUAUUGAGAAGUUUAAAUUUUUGAAUUUGAAGACUGCUUGGAGGUGGCAGGUAGGGGAAAUGAGGUGUCCAGGAAGACUUGAGUGUAGGGAAAAUUUAUUCAUCCCUGGUCAAACUCUUGAUCUCUCACAAAAACUGUGACCUCCCCGGAUUGCCCCCAGUCUGUCAAUGUUGGAACAAGCCACAACCUUGGAGUUAUCCUUGAUGACCCUCCUUCAUUAUCCCCUCUGUCUGUUCACCAAAACGCUCUUUUGGUUACACUCCAUGAGACAGCCCGAGGCUGCUGCUUCUCUCUGUCUUUUCUGUUACCAUCCUGGUCCUGUCCACUGUCACCUACUGGGCCACUAAAAUAUGGCUUCCUAACGGAUCUUCCUGCUUCCUCUGUUGCUUCAUUACCUUCUAUAUAGCAGAGUGAUCUUUUGAAAAUGUAAAUCAGAUCACAUUAUUCUCUAGUUAAAACCCCCCCAAGGCUUCCCAUCACACUUGAAAUAAAAUCCAAAAUUUUUUUUUUAA
Messenger RNA from Sapajus apella (tufted capuchin), 3063 nucleotides. RefSeq names its product transducin beta like 2 (gene TBL2). The record is from RefSeq and is a predicted model, not a curated record. Gene Ontology annotation, molecular function: protein binding. Gene Ontology annotation, cellular component: endoplasmic reticulum. The coding region runs from base 160 to 1500 and encodes 446 amino acids. Lineage: Eukaryota; Metazoa; Chordata; Mammalia; Primates; Cebidae. Gene Ontology annotation, biological process: endoplasmic reticulum unfolded protein response. The transcript is spliced from 7 exons.